Panicum virgatum (switchgrass) is the source of this 351-nucleotide messenger RNA. RefSeq lists its product as uncharacterized. The record is from RefSeq and is a predicted model, not a curated record. Bases 1 to 351 code for a protein of 116 amino acids. NCBI's taxonomy places the organism in Eukaryota, Viridiplantae, Streptophyta, Magnoliopsida, Poales, Poaceae. The transcript has a single exon.
AUGGGGUGCGGCACCGUCCCGUCGAAGGGCAUCCCAUACUGGUACGUCGUCGUGGCGGCGGGCGAUGGUAGAGGCGGUGGAGGCGGUGGUGGAGGCGGCACCGGCGACAGCUGCGGCUACGGCGCAUAUGAUCCGGCGAGGAAGGACCGGAUGCCCGCCACCGCCUGCCCUAGGUCCAUGAUUGCCGCGGUCAUCUGCUCUAGAGUGAAGACGAUCGGGGCGGUCGCCGAUGGGGCGGUUAGCACCCCCGAGGUCGCGUGCGCACCUGGCAGUGGUGCGCCCGUCGAGGGAGGUGGUGGGGCGCCGGUCGUCUGGGGAAGCGUCAUGGCCGGCGAUGGUGGCGGCGGUUGA